This is a messenger RNA of Megachile rotundata (alfalfa leafcutting bee), 4502 nucleotides long. It is a transcript of the gene Cow, whose product is annotated as Proteoglycan Cow. NCBI's taxonomy places the organism in Eukaryota, Metazoa, Arthropoda, Insecta, Hymenoptera, Megachilidae. Gene Ontology annotation, biological process: anatomical structure development; establishment of protein localization to extracellular region. The record is from RefSeq and is a predicted model, not a curated record. Gene Ontology annotation, molecular function: extracellular matrix binding; calcium ion binding; collagen binding.
GUGCGGCGUCGCCUCUGCUCGGUUCGCGCACUCACAACUCGUUCGACCGUCGAGCUGAACGCUUCGAGAGAAUCGCUGCGUACGAACGCGUUCAGUUUACGUGCGCGCCUUUUAAACCGCUACCACCGUUUCGCGAACGUCCUUUGUUUGCCGUAUCGGGUCCCCCUAUACACGUGUUUGCGUGCUACGUCUCCGUUUAACGGUGCUCUCCCGCGGGAACAAGAGCCAUGCGAUUUUCGUGGGUGUUCGUGGCCACGGUGCUGCUCGUUCUAGUCUCCGGAGCAAGGUGUAAGAGGAAAUUCGACGGGGAUUUCGAAUUCGCCGAAGAGGUGAGUGCCUUUCGAGUUUCCGAUUCGUCUGACAGUUUUCGGCGUAAUCUACUUACCGAUGACACGCGUAUAAUGAAAGUGGGUGACAAGAAGAGAUGGAUACACGACCCUAACAGCGAACUCUGUCGUCAGCUGAAUUGCAAGAAAAAGGACCUGUGUCUGCUGAAGGACACGUUCACCGCUGUUUGCGUUUCAAAAAAAGAGCUUGAGAAAUCAGGAGACAUAAUAAUACCAAAAUCCCGAAUGGUUCAGCAAAACCGACGAAUGAGAACAGAAACUUCGGUCGACACAGAAGACGACGACGCCUUCUUCGAUUCCGAGGACGAUGACGAGGAUCAGGACGAGUCCAAAUGUCAAGAAUGUCCUGUGGUGAAGCCGACGUUCCUUUGCGGAAGCGAUAAUCGCACGUACAGUUCCCCGUGCCGGCUCGAGUACCACAAUUGCAUCCACCACACGUCAGUUCGCACUACAUGCAAAGGCUUUUGCCCUUGCAAAGCGGCUGAUUUACGGGCGCACAACAAGAAGAUGCAGAUACAGCGACAGAAAUCUUUGACGGGAAAGAUGGCGAGGAAUCGCGACAUCACGCUUACUCCUCGGGUCUUCAAUUAUGAUAAUCACCAUUAUCAGUAUCUGAAGUACUCCAAGCGCGCUAAGGCACUGGCCGGCAGCAAAUACGACGAUAAACAUCUGAUGAGCAACGAGGUGAUGGAGAAAACACCGUCUCCGUUGAAGUCGACCUACAGCUCUCAAUCGUCAAGGAAUUCCGAUUGUCCGCCGUCGUCGAAGCCUGCUAUGGCGAAUCGUCUCUUGGAUUGGUUCUCCGUUGUCAUGGCUGACUCUAAACAUCGUCGUCCGCAUCCUAAGCCGAAAGGUCACUUCCCCAUCGGUUGCCAGAGCGAGGUCAGGUGGAUGUUCGGACAUUUGGACAGCGACAAUGACGGCCGAUUGUCUCUUUCGGAACUGUACGGACUCGAACACGAUCAGAACGAGCCUUGCCUGAAACCGUUUUUGGAUGGCUGCGACACCGACGGAGACAUCUUCGUAAGUGGUCCCGAGUGGUGCGGAUGUUUCUCAAAGGCUGAGCGUCCGUGUGCCGCCGUUCGUAAGCGAUCAUCCCCCAACGUGGCUCCAGCCUGCGAUUCCCGAGGGUACUAUCGAAGCACCCAGUGUCAUCGCGGUCUCGGGCUAUGCUGGUGCGUGGAUCCUCAUGGUGUGGAGUUCGCCGGCACUAGAACACGUGGCAGCAUGCCAGAUUGCGACACGAUCGUGAACAAGAUCAGCAACGGAGGCUUGAAGACGAACAGCGUGGACUUGGACGACGACGAAGACGGUGGCACAGACUCCGCCCAGGACCUCGAAGGGUCUGCCGAUCAGCCAUUAGACUUUUAGACCCCUUAGAACCAACCAGUAACAGCAACAGCAGCGGCAGUAACCGAAAGCGAGCACCUUGACGUGAUAUCGAACAGCCGGACGACGAGGUUCUUCUUGUGAAGGAGAAUCGAGAAAAAUCUCGCCCGGUCGUCCGCUGGUUUUGAGUAUCCGUUGUCAUCGGAAGUGUCUUCAAACGACGGCUGCGCGAGCCUAAAAUCAGUUCGGAGAGCAACGAAAAGCGGGAGGAUUAGCAGCUAAUACCCUGGCAUCGUAACACUUGACACAUCCUCUUUUGAUCCUUUACAGAUAUCCAGUUGGUCGUUUUGACCAAGAAACGAUGACAUUUUCCGAUUGAUCCAAAUUGAGCUGUUUAAGAAACACGAAGUGCCAAACGGGUGAAGAAGCUGCUGAAUCAGAGAAUCUCCUGGGCAACAGGAAGCUUAAACAGUGCAAUAACCGAGGGGGUAAACAUCAGUGCAAUAGAAGAGACGAAACGUCGACGAACUAUAUUUAUGCGUGAAAGAAAGUAGAAGUUUGCGCGAUGAGACGAGAGGAGAUAAACGAUGCAACAGGGAACAGAAAACAAGCUCAUCCUCCAUCGGGUAAAAUUCACAAUGUCCACUCCAUGACGCAUAGAGAUUAUACCUUUAAAAAUACGGGGAGAAGAAAAUGAAUGCUCUAUGUAAUUAUGAUUUCUAACCGCGUUAGAUUAACGAUGUCUCGGAUUGUAACGUCUAAGUAUAAUGCAUAUAUAUAAAGAAAUAUAUAUAUUAUAUAUAUAUGAUACUGUCUAUGACUUUACGAUAAUACAGCGGACGAGGACAAGCUGGCUGAGAGAGAAAAUCCGGCUGAUCGUCGGCGGACACGAAACACGCCCUUAGAGAGAUGCACACGCUUAAAGAUAUAGAGAGUAUCGGAAGUAUUCGCAUAUAUCCGAAUCACAAGGAUAGUUUUAAUUCAGCAUCUCGCGCACCUUUUAACGAUUAUUCGCAAGAAAACGUGAAUACGCCGAAACAACAGAUAUUCGCGUCACCCACGCUUAUUUAUUUCUUUCACGGUUAUUAACACGUUUUCUUACUUUUAUUUUCUUUUCUCUCGUAGCCAUCUUGCGUUGCGAGAUUUAGUGUAAGAUAUACUGCAUAAAAGAAUGACCUAUUUCGUACUCGCUAACUACUAAAUCGUCGCGGCUCGAUCACGACGGCGAAAGAAAUUGUUACCAUUCGUCCUAUACGUAAUUACAAACUCCAUUAGGUCUGAUAAAUACUCAAUAAAACAACUAUUAUUUCUUAUAACUCCUUGUCUAUUGGUGGUUCAAGGAAAUUUCAAAUAAAUUGUGUUACACUUGAUCUUACAUUUCUUGAGAUAUCAAAGUAUUCAUUGAAUUUUUUCCAGUUCAAUUUCUUUUUAAUGUUGCAUUGUAGUCUACGAUAAGACUAAAAUGAUGUUGGAUUGCCCUUGAACCUUAAACUCAGAGAAAAUAUUCACUAUACUUUAACAAAACCAUAAAAGUAUUUAAUCCAAUUUGAAUAUUUUUCUGAUUUUUAAAUUCAAGAACUCAACAUCAUUUCACAGGCAAUUGUGCAAAGUUGCGUAAAGAAAAUUGACCUUCAAAUAUUCAAAUAGUGCAAGUAUUUGAUAUCUAAAAAAAUAUCACGUAUGAAAGAAUAAAAUUCAUCUAAUACAUCUUUAGAAAUAAUUCACUGAAAACAUUUCUUCAUACAGUUAAUAGAUAAAAAGUUAUUUUAAAUAAUAAUUAACUCGCUCUCUAUACAUGUAUUCUUUGAAAAUCGUUCUGUCCAUGAUUUUACUUCGUAGAAAUAAAAAAUGAAUAGUAUGUUUUUUUGUGUAAGCGACCCGUCGUGAUUCGUCUGCGUUUACUGUAAUUAUAAGCAUUUUUACUUACGACUUUUACUUAACGAGUGUGUGGUACACCGUAGGUACUAGAAUAUACAUAACAUGUAAUCCGUAGAAAAAAACUGAUCGGUGUGACUAUGUGAAUAUGCCCUAGUAUUAGAAGGCAAUUUACGUAGGAAUAGCCAAUGCAAAUUAUACGUAUCUCUCAUCUAGAAGGAAUAACAUUGAGAUUAAGUUUUUAAGCCUAACGCAUGUUUACUUUGAUGCACUUACUUUGAUGCAUCCGUCAAAAACCAGUUCGACGUUCUGAUGUACUGUUAAUUAGGGGUAUAAUGUACUUUGAAUUUUAGUACUUAUUGUUAUCGAACAGCAGGAUUCGUUGUAUUUCUUCUGUAACACUUAAAAUAUAGAAAGAACGUCAAUAAGAUACUUUUACACCGACGGUCGAGUACUGUGUUUUGUUGUUUCGCAUAAAUUGUUUCCGAGAACAAUUGUAUUUUAACGAGUAACAUAGAUUGUCGCAUCGUCUCGAAAGCAUUAUAUAAAAAUAAGAAUUCGUAGAAAUCCACCGUGUCGCCAUUGUGUUGGUGUACGGGAACCUCAUUCGCGAUGAAUUAAUUAACUCUUUGCUACGUCGAGCGCAAUUUAUAUUCAGCCUGAAUUAUUAUUAAUUAUAUUGUCGACUUAGAUUAACGAGCAUAUUAACUUUCAAGCAACCGUACAUAGUUUUACUGAAAGUCUUGCAUAUUGUAUAUACAUAAUUAUAUACAAUGGGGAAAAAAAUCGUCUAUGAUCUUCGUACAGUGAUGAUUUUUGUAAGGUAUGCACCUGGUCAAAGCGUAAAGAAUUUUUACUUCAUUCCAGAGCUACUAUUAAUAUUUCACCAAACUGGUAUUGUACAUGUGGCUGUAAGAAUUCUUUAUGAAUAAAGAUUGUUGUAGAAACCUG